GUCCACAUCAGAGACGGCCAUUGCCAUGCCGCCUGCUAUGUCCACGUGCACUGUCCUUUCCACUGCCACGUCACAGACCUCCAUUCCCACCGGCAUAUUUCAUAUUUCAUGCCAUCUGAGUCAGAAGUCUUCUUCGGGAGAACCAUGUCUGAAUGACUCCCCUGUUGAGCUUGAGGGUUGGGUACGCCUAUGGGAAAAUGCUAAUUGCAUUUCUCCAGCGGACCUCUCGUGGGUGAAGGACGACACAGAGAGAGGGCUCUUCAGCCACGUCCAGGUGUACAAGCAGAGUACUGGAACGCUGAAGAGGCGACGGGUAAUGAAGUCAGACCGGAUGUGGUUCUACCCUCCUGAUCCUCCAGGCUACGUUAGUGGCGCUGUCCCAUCACCAAACCUCUUCUUUCGGAGCCGCAUCUUUGUCUGGUGGCCUGUUGGGGUAUGGAGAUACUCGCUGAAGUGCCCCCGUGGUGAAGAAUGCGUGGGUAGAGGAAAGGACGUUCACCUCUACAAGUCUGGCUACCACACAAAGGUUCGUCACAUCUGCGAUGUGUCCAAUUGGUACACCAUGUUGACAGAGGUCCUUUGCUGUGGACCAUGCACUAAAGCGGGCAGGAAAGGUGAAGGUGGAAAGGUGGGUCGUUGGUUAGCAUGGGAUAAUGCUAUCCUCUGCCAACUCAGCGAGGCUCACCAAGCCAUGUUCCCAGCCAUUCUCACAUUUAGACGUGGUGUGGACAAGAACAUCUGCAGCUUUUGAGGGACCGGACCGAG
Pimephales promelas (fathead minnow) is the source of this 765-nucleotide messenger RNA. The record is from RefSeq and is a predicted model, not a curated record. Lineage: Eukaryota; Metazoa; Chordata; Actinopteri; Cypriniformes; Leuciscidae.